UUCGAGUCUGGAAGGUACAGUACCUAUGCCAAUUCAUGUGGUCCCCCCUCCCCUUUCAUAUUUAUAUUCGAAACCGUUCUCAGAAUCUCGAGUUCUCAACUUCAACAGCCGUCGUAGCAAAGCAAAGUAAGCGAUGCACCAUUUGGACUGUCUCGACUGUGUGGAUUGUUGCAAGCCCAGAUCUCUCUUCGGCUGGGCCGCACUGGCAGAUGAUUGACCCAGAAGUCCGCUCUCAAUAGUGCAUGAGACUACACCUAUCUGACUCUUGCAAGGCGCCAAGUAUCCCCAUACAAUAGAACUAAUUGGCUCAAGAUGUUCCUCGGCUAUGCUACAAUUGCUUGUGUACUAGCCUAGCAAGUUUUUAGGACGAAGACCCCUUUUUGUCUACUUUGCGGCUCUGCGGUGUUCUCAGACGGCGUCAUCGAUGAAUCUUUUGCUUCCCUUUGAUUUCUGCACAGCAGCCAAGGACUUGCCCAUAAUGCGAUUGCGAUAAUGUUUGUUUCCCAAACCCUGCUUCUACUGACUUUUAUUUUCUCGGUGAUUGCUCAAUAUGUUUCCCCAUGGAGCAGCGCCACCCUAUCAACAAGCGCCACCUCAACCCGGAGCACGACACUUUCGAAAGGCACCUUAAAUGCGACACCCUCUAUCGUCUCAGGGAACGCCACUAGUCUCCCAAAUGUCUGCGCUGGGGGACUACCUGCCUCCAGAAUCAUCACAACUAGAAACCAGUACCAAUUUGCUGUUUGCUUGGGCACCGACAUGCCAGGAGGUGACGACACAAUUGAAGGUAACAUGAAAAGCAUGGAGCAGCUUGCCGAAGAUUGCUCGCGUCGACCAUCAUGUAUUGGGUCGUCAUGGGAAAAAGUGUUCAACUUCGCCUAUCGAAAGGUUGUUUUGACUGUCACGAAACCCUCGAAGAAGGUCGAUUCGGUUAUCAGGAUUAGCUCUGGCCCGCCACCAGAUCCUGCAGAGAGAAGAGUCACUGGGCAAUGGAGUGACGUUAUCAAGUUUCCUGUCAUCCCAGUUGCUGUUUUCCUAGUGUCUGAAAAACCUAGAAUCACUCGUUUGUUAGCAUUCUCUGCUUUUGAGCCGCUGUGGUUUGGAGGUGCCAAGGGACGCACGCAGUUUGCAGAGUAUGACAUUGAGACCGGGGCAGUUUCUCAUCGAAAUAUUACUAACACCAACCAUGAGAUGUUCUGUCCUGGGAUCAGUACGCUACAGGACGGUAGAGUGGUAAUAUCUGGUGGGACAGAUGCGAAUCGCACUACCAUAUAUGAUCCCAAAACUAACAACUUUACCGCGGGGCCUAACUUGCAAGUCGCUAGAGGAUAUCAGUCAUCGGCAACUUUAUCAGAUGGGAGAAUUUUUACGCUUGGUGGUUCGUGGGAUGGGCCUGUCGGUAUCAGAGAUGGGGAAGUUUACGACUCGGUUGCAAAUACGUGGACACUAUUACCUGAUGCUUUUGUGCAACCUUCAUUGACACAAGACGAGGUAGAAGACAAGAGAGAUAACCACCAAUGGUUCUUCAGCUGGCGUAACGAAUCGGUUUUCCAAGCCGGGCCGAGCAAACAGAUGAACUGGUAUUGGGGGUCUGGAUCGGGACGAGUGCAGCCUGUUGGGACUCGCGAUACCGAGGAUGCUAUGUGCGGGAUAUUCGCUAUGUACGACGCGUUAAGGGGGAAAAUACUUACUGCCGCCGGUACUCCAAGUUAUGAUCGCAGUACUCCUAACAAGAAAGCCUUCCUUAUGACUAUCGACGAACCCGGUACGCCACCUACAGUUGAACGACUGCCCGACCUUGCUCAAGGGCGAGCAUUUUCCAACGCUGUUAUCCUACCCGAUGGGACCGUUCUCGUUACAGGUGGCCAAACAUACUCCAAGUCGUUCACGGAUGAGCGCUCCGUCUUCGUUCCCGAACUUUUCGACCCGGUGACCAAGACAUUUCGAGAGCUAGCCGCGAUGAAGAUCCCUCGGAAUUAUCACUCAACCGCCAUCCUCCUACCUGAUGGCCGUGUUUUUAGUGCUGGUGGUGGCUUGUGCCGGCCUGACGGCAAGUGUGCAAAACAAGGAUCUGACCAUCCAGAUGCCGAAAUUUUCUCACCACCCUAUCUGUUCAAUGAGGACGGAAGUGAAGCCAAAAGACCAGAGAUCGCAACUCUGUCCACUAACGUUGAUUUCAACGGGUACUUUGUUCGUCCUGGAGGAAGCUUGAUGCUCACUCUUACGGAUGAUCAGCCAGGCGUCGAAUUCUCCUUUGUGAGAGUUGGCACGAAUACCCAUUCGGUUAAUACAGAUCAGAGACGAGUUCCGUUAGAUGAUAUUCGAAAAGUCGGGAGUGUGUAUACUCUAGCUUUGCCUGCGGAUACCGGGAUUCUCAUUCCUGGUGAUUGGUUUCUGUUUGUUAUUUCGGCCGAAGGCACUCCCAGCAUAUCUCGGACCGUAACUGUUAUGUUGUGUGGGAUGCUUCAGAGGUGCAAUAAUGAGGAUGAAUUUAGGGGUUGAUAGACUUACCAGAGAGACAAAAUAGAGAAUGCUUAGCCAUCAGAGCCAGACUUCGCCUAAGAGCAUUGCAUAAAAUAUUAUUUUAGCGUCUCCAGUAAUGCAAUUACCAACAUUUGUUAUAUCUCG
Cadophora gregata is the source of this 2628-nucleotide messenger RNA. RefSeq lists its product as uncharacterized. The coding region runs from base 493 to 2502 and encodes 669 amino acids. NCBI's taxonomy places the organism in Eukaryota, Fungi, Ascomycota, Leotiomycetes, Helotiales, Ploettnerulaceae. The transcript has 2 exons. Gene Ontology annotation, molecular function: protein binding. The record is from RefSeq and is a predicted model, not a curated record.